This is a messenger RNA of Danio rerio (zebrafish), 2275 nucleotides long. It is a transcript of the gene sdad1, whose product is annotated as SDA1 domain containing 1. Gene Ontology annotation, biological process: ribosomal large subunit biogenesis; ribosomal large subunit export from nucleus. The record is from RefSeq and is marked provisional. Lineage: Eukaryota; Metazoa; Chordata; Actinopteri; Cypriniformes; Danionidae. Gene Ontology annotation, cellular component: nucleolus.
UUCUGGCAACAUGGCGACCUGCUUAUGAGCCACGCUGAUGCUGAAGUUAUCGAAGCCGUCAAAAUAAACAUUGUUUUCUGACACUUAGUAUUAGUUAAAUAGCAAAAAUGUCGGGUCGUCACAAUAACAAAUUACCGACGAACCUCCCGCAGUUGCAAAAUCUGAUCAAGAGGGAUCCGAAGUCCUACACCGAGGAGUUUUUGCAGCAGUAUCGUCAUUAUCAGUCAAAUGUGGAGAUCUUUAAACACCAGCCGGAUAAAGCCAACAAAGACCUGUCCGAGCUGGUCAUGUUUCUGGCUCAGGUUGGACACUGUUAUUUAGAGGAGCUGUCAGAUUUCCCCCAGCAGCUGACGGAUCUGCUUUUAAAUUAUCAUACAGUGCUGGAGUCUGAUCUCAGAAUGACGUUUUGCAAAGCUCUGAUCAUGCUGAGGAACAAAGAUCUGGUCAGUCCCACCAGUCUCCUGGGGCUUUUCUUCGAGCUGCUGCGCUGUCACGACAAACUUCUGAGAAAGACUUUAUAUACCCAUAUUGUGACGGAUAUCAAAAACAUUAACGCAAAGCACAAAAACAACAAAAUGAACACGACUUUGCAGAACUUCAUGUACACCAUGCUGAGGGAUUCAAACCCCAUUGCUGCCAAAAUCUCUCUAGAUGUGAUGGUUGAGCUUUACAGAAGAAACAUCUGGAAUGAUGCUAAAACUGUGAACGUCAUCACCACAGCGUGUUUCUCCAAAGUCACAAAGAUCCUUGUAGCUGGACUGAAGUUCUUCCUGGGAAAAGAUGAAGAUGAAAAGAAAGACGAUGAUUCAGAAUCUGAGGACGAGGGUUCAACAGCCAGAGAUCUAAUGAUGCGAUACUCAACUGGAAAGAAAACCUCCAAGAACAAGAAGAAACUGGAGAAAGCUAUGAAAGUCCUGAAGAAACACAAAAAGAAAAAAAAAGUGGAGGUCUUUAAUUUCUCUGCCAUACACUUGAUCCAUGAUCCACAAGAUUUUUCAGAGAAGCUCCUGAAGCAGCUGGAGAGCUCAAACGAGCGUUUUGAGGUGAAGAUCAUGAUGAUGGAGCUCAUCUCUAGACUUGUGGGAAUUCAUGAGCUUUUCCUCUUUAACUUCUAUCCGUUUGUCCAGCGUUUCCUUCAGCCUCACCAGAGAGAGGUCACAAAAAUUUUGUUGUGUGCCGCCCAGUCAUCCCAUCAGCUUGUCCCGCCUGAGAUCAUUGAGCCAGUCAUCAUGACCAUUGCCAAUAACUUUGUUACAGACAGAAAUUCAGGGGAGGUCAUGACAGUUGGAAUCAACGCCAUAAAGGAAGUGGUUGCCCGUUGUCCUCUUUCUAUGUCAGAAGAUCUGCUUCAGGAUCUCACACAGUACAAAUCCCACAAAGAUAAAAAUGUUGUGAUGUCUGCUAGGGGUCUUAUCCAGCUCUUCAGAGACCUCAAUCCAAAGAUGCUAACCAGAAAAGACAGGGGAAGACCCACAGAAUCCUCUAAAGAGGCGAAAAUCCACAAAUAUGGAGAACUGGAGGCUAAAGACUACAUUCCUGGAGCUGAAGUGCUGGAAGCAGAGAAAGCGGAGGAUGAGGAAGAUGAAGAUGGAUGGGAGAGCGCCAGCAUGAGUGAUGAUGAUGAAGAUGGAGAAUGGGUGAAUGUGCAUCACUCUUCUGAUGAAGACCAGGCAGAAGUGGCUGAGAAAUUACAGAGCAUCCCGGAGGAAGAGCGCAAAGCUAAAGCUGCCAUGGUGAGCACUAGUCGACUCCUUACGCAGGAUGACUUUAAGAAGAUCCGCGUGGCUCAGAUGGCAAAAGAGGUGGGCAAUGCGCCCGGGAAAGGUCAGAAGAGGAAGAACGUAGACAGCGAUGAAGAAGAGAGAGGAGAGUUACUUAGUCUAAGAGAUAUUGAGCGCCUUCACAAGAAACCCAAAUCUGACAAAGAAACACGAUUGGCAACUGCCAUGGCUGGACGGACUGACAGGAAGGAGUUUACCAAAAAGAGAGGUAAACUAAACCCGUAUGCCAGCACCAGUAACAAGGAGAAGAAACGGAAGAAGAACUUCAUGAUGAUGAGACACAGUCAGAAUGUUAGAACUAAAGGCAAACGCUCCUUCAGAGAGAAACAGAUCGCAUUAAGAGAUUCACUCUUGAAGAAGAGAAAGUUCAAGUAGUUCCCACUUUUAAUGGACUGGAACUAAUUUAUGCUUCGUGAUCUGUGUGGACCAUUGUGUAAAGGAAGACAGUGAACAGACUUGGCUGUGUGGGUUUUCUUGUUGCCUUUUAAUAAAAA